Erythranthe guttata (spotted monkey flower) is the source of this 1125-nucleotide messenger RNA. The record is from RefSeq and is a predicted model, not a curated record. Lineage: Eukaryota; Viridiplantae; Streptophyta; Magnoliopsida; Lamiales; Phrymaceae.
GCUUUAUGCAUCAAAUGAGCUUUAUUCGUGUUUUUUCUUCCUGGAAAGCAGCACAAGAUAAUAUUGUUUUAUUGUACUAUUAGUUACCGACCAUUCACAUAUUCGUGUUUUCAUGAUUAAACUUCUCAGGUACUUAGUUUUACGGCUCCACAAUAACUAUAGCAUCAACAACGUCCAUUCUUAUAUCCAAAAUUAGUAUGGAUUCUGUAAAAUCGGUUAACUUAUCUAUACAGAAUAAUGUAAUUCAGCCACUCUUUAUUUCUUCUGGCUCUUCGACUUUACACGAAGCACUAGAGCGGCUAAUCGAAACUGCCAAAACUUCCGAUGGACGUUUAUCCCUUUCUUCCAAAGAUAUUAUCAAACCAGCCCUCGAACUUUGCCAAUAUCCUUUACGAGUCCCACACCAAGAACUUCUUUUAGCCGUAAAACUACUUCGAAACUUGUGUGCAGGUGAAAUUAAAAACCAGGACCUAUUUAUCGAACAAAACGGCGUUGGUAUUCUUUCAACCCUCGUUGGUUCUGUGUGUUCGAAUUCUGGUUCUGAUAAUGAGAUACUUCGUAUGGUAUUGCAAGCGUUGGGAAAUGUUUCGUUAGCCGGUGAAAAACAUCAAGAAGCUGUGUGGGCCCAGUUCUUCUCCCUUGGAUUUAUCGAUAUUGCUCGAGUUCAAAGCAAGGAAACAUGUGAUCCUUUGUGCAUGGUUAUCUACACUUGUUCCGAAGGUAGUAAUGAAAGAUUGGUUGAACUGCUUUCCGAUCAAGGGCUGGGUAUCAUUGUAGAAAUCGUACGAACAGUUACAACAGUCGGUUUUAGUGAGGAUUGGGUGAAAUUGCUACUCUCAAAUAUCUGCUUUGACGAAUCCUAUUUUUCGUCAAUUUUCUCUAAAUCAUCAAUGGUAGUGAUGGGCGUGAUUUCAAACGAUGGGGAAAAGGACGUGGGAGACCAUAUGUGGUUCUUCGUUGUGAGCGUGGGGGUGUUUAUGUUGCGAAUAAGGUGGCAGUUAAAGAUGACCAAAGACUAGGAAAAACGAGCACCUUUUAAAAAAAAAUGCAAUUGUCCAUUUAAAUUGAAGGGCACGAAAUUAGGCACUUAUGAGCAACCCAAAUAACACUUUACCGCAAAUUAAA